Messenger RNA from Phyllopteryx taeniolatus (common seadragon), 1835 nucleotides. RefSeq names its product cytochrome b-c1 complex subunit 10-like. Lineage: Eukaryota; Metazoa; Chordata; Actinopteri; Syngnathiformes; Syngnathidae. The transcript is spliced from 3 exons. The record is from RefSeq and is a predicted model, not a curated record. Gene Ontology annotation, biological process: mitochondrial electron transport, ubiquinol to cytochrome c. The coding region runs from base 82 to 264 and encodes 60 amino acids. Gene Ontology annotation, cellular component: mitochondrial inner membrane.
GGCUGGUGUAGCUAGUUUUCGUAUCUAUGGAGUAAACACUUCUGUAGAGUAAAUACAGUAAGUCCCACAAGGAAGGUCAGGAUGGUCCAAAAAAUACUCAAUAAAUUCGUGGGUGCCAAGUACGUCACGAUAUUGCGGACGUGGGUACCAAAUAUGGUGGCGUGGGGUACGGUGGGCGGCGUGGCCCUGGUUCACCUCACAGACUGGCGGGUCGUCCUCGACUACGUGCCAUACAUUAAGGGCAAGUUCCGUAAGGAUGACUGAAGACUUUUUCGAUUUAUUUCUCAUACAUAAGAAGACCACAGUAAGGGAGAAGUGCUUUCAAGAGUGCCAGGAACCUUUGGGAAAGGCUCUGUAGUGCUGAACAUAUUUGAUUGGAACUUGUUAAUUCCGGGAACUAUAUGUACCAAGAAGUAAAUGUUCCUGGAACUGUGGGAGGAAAUUAUGACUAAAGUGUCAAAUGUGUUUGAUGUGGAUCUAACCAUUUAAAAAAUAAAAUAAAAUUAGAAACGGUUGGUCAUAGAUUUACCACAAUGUGUCCCGGUGGAAAUCUUCUACAUUACGUAAUGCAUUCCACGGUUGCACGGCAUACCAGAACCGUGAUAGGUAUACGAUGUAAGAGUUUUGGUAUCAUGGCAACACUAUUCCAAUACAUCCAAUAGGUUAUAUGAAAGCAGUUAUGCCCCUUUAAAAAUAAUAAUAAAACAAAUAAAAAAAAGACCAUUAUGGAGAAAUUCACAACACCACACUGUGGAGGGACAGCAUGUCAUUCUACUGAAACAAAAAGGUCAUUACAGAUGCUAUCUCCACAGAGUGUAAUAUCGUCUUGAAUACGCUGCAGGAAACUAAUUUCUGACGUGAUAAUUCUUCAUGCUAGAUGUCUGUAGCUGCUGCUGGUUUGGUUAGCAACAGAGUUCAAAUGGGCUCAGUGAUUAACUCUUUAAUGUCCAUGUCUGAACAUUAGUGAUAAACAGUCUCUACCCAUUUAUUGUCCUGAUGGUGGUUCUUUUUUUUUUUUUUUUUUAAAUUCAAAACAGUUCCCAGGUGUCUCAAUAAAAGUUAUCGUACAUUCUUUAAAAAAUAUAGAUAAAAGAAAAAAAAAAUACCGAUUAUUAGUAGUUAAAGAGGCCAAUAACCAAUGAUUGGAGCCGAGAUACGUUUUGCGGUAAAAAGGAAAAUAUUGGCGUCAAAAUUUCUAUUAAUAAAAACUCCAACACUGUAUUUUAAUGCCUUUAAGGACAUUUAUUAAACAGGUUUUCAAAUUUGCAACUUUUUUUUCUGUUUUAAAAUUCUAACAAAAAAGUGUAGGGAGCUCCCAGGCUCAGCAGCAUGUCUUACAAAGUUAAAUGAAAACUUGAACACAUAAAUGGCUCCCUAAAGUUUUCUAUAGUCAAUAGUUUUUCAAAAUUUCAAUAUAAUAAUAAUAAUAAUCAUCCUGUUUAAAGUUCAAAAACAAAAAGUGCAGUGUCUUCCUAGGGUCAGCAGCAUCUCUUAUAAAUUUAACUGCAAAUGUAAAUAAAUAGUUCCCUAAGGUUUUAUAAAGUAAAUAAAACAAGUUGUCACGUCCACCACUGGAGUGGGACCCCUUUCCACCUGUCGAUGACUGAGGUACAGAUGUACUGUAGCUCAUCGUCAAGGCACCUACUGGCCAGCAGGUCACCAGUGUGAUGUGCCAGCAGAGAGCCCAACGUCUCAUCAACACGGCUGCGCAAGGAUCGCGUUCUCUCCGUUGCCUGUUGGGGGUGUUCCUGCCAUUCUCGUGUGUUCAUACUGUAUGCAGCUGCCUGCUCCUCCUGUGCCAGCGGAAAUAAUUAAACAGCCAUUAUUUCCCUACA